Messenger RNA from Sitodiplosis mosellana (orange wheat blossom midge), 1879 nucleotides. Its product is annotated as phosphate carrier protein, mitochondrial-like. NCBI's taxonomy places the organism in Eukaryota, Metazoa, Arthropoda, Insecta, Diptera, Cecidomyiidae. The transcript is spliced from 6 exons. The record is from RefSeq and is a predicted model, not a curated record. The coding region runs from base 428 to 1447 and encodes 339 amino acids. Gene Ontology annotation, molecular function: phosphate transmembrane transporter activity. Gene Ontology annotation, biological process: mitochondrial phosphate ion transmembrane transport. Gene Ontology annotation, cellular component: mitochondrial inner membrane.
CCUUUUGACACCGAUUCGGAUGAAAAUGAGAAAAAGAAAUCAUUUUUUGCAUUUUUUUACGCAAUUUUUUCAUUGAAAGUAAAAUAAAAAUUCUGAAAUUGAAUGAAAUAUCAAAAGAACUCAUUUCUUAAUUUGAAUUUAAUUCCUUUUUCGCCAUCCAUUGGAUCAAAUCAUCCAUUCCAAAUUCCAAAUGUUUUCAGUGUCAAAAGUCACAGCUGGAAUUAUGAUGGAGCCAACUUCACGUUGAAAUGGAAAAAAGGUUGAAGUGCGACAAGCAUAUCUCUUACAUUCACACACGUUUUCACGGGUAUUACUCUUCUCUAUUCGGACGUACUAGGCUAUUGCUGCUUGCUGCUGGCACUAUACGAGACGACACAAGGAAAUAUAUUUCACACACCGGAGAGACAAAAAAAAAACGACUAUCAAAAUGUUCAGUUCAUUGAUGGAUGCAGCCCGUAAUUCGCCAUUCAAAGGACCAUUGACUGUGGCCAAUUGUGAUGGUGCCGCUGCACCAGCUGUCGCCGACUCAUGCGAAUUCGGUUCCAACAAAUAUUUCCUUUUGUGCGGUCUUGGUGGUAUCAUCUCAUGUGGCUCAACGCACACACUGUUGACUCCAUUGGAUUUGGUUAAGUGCCGUUUGCAAGUCGACCAAGCUAAAUAUAAGAAUUUGAUCACUGGUUUUCGAUUGACAUUGAAAGAAGAUGGAGCACGUGGUUUGGCCAAAGGUUGGGCACCAACUGCCUACGGUUAUUCCGCACAGGGUCUCUUCAAAUUCGGCUUGUACGAAUACUUUAAAGUCCUCUACAGUGAUCUUAUUGGCGAAGAAAAUGCUUUCCUCUACCGUACCAGCUUGUAUUUGGCCUCUUCAGCUUCGGCAGAAUUCUUUGCUGACAUCGCUUUGUCACCAAUGGAAGCCGCUAAAGUCAAGAUUCAAACAAUGCCUGGAUUUGCUAACAAUUUACGUCAAGCUGUUCCAAAAAUGAUGAAAGAAGAAGGUUUUGGUGCAUUCUACAAAGGAUUGGUACCACUCUGGAUGCGUCAAAUCCCAUACACCAUGAUGAAAUUCGCUUGCUUCGAACGUACUGUUGAAUUGUUGUAUAAAAACGUCGUACCAAAACCACGUGCCGAAUGUACUAAGGGCGAACAAUUGGUUGUCACAUUCGCUGCUGGUUACAUUGCUGGUGUGUUCUGUGCCAUUGUAUCGCAUCCAGCUGAUGUUGUUGUAUCAAAAUUGAACCAAGCCAAGGGUUCAUCUGCCUUCCAAGUGGCCAAGAGCCUUGGUUUCUUCGGAAUGUGGAACGGUUUGGUGCCACGUAUCAUUAUGAUCGGUACAUUGACCGGUUUGCAAUGGUUCAUCUAUGAUGGUGUUAAAGUUGGUUUGGCCAUUCCACGUCCACCACCACCAGAGAUGCCAGAAUCACUUAAAGCCAAAUUGGCCGCACAAUAAAUAAAUUCACCAUGCAAGCAGUGCAACAGUGCAAACUGAGAGCAAUACAAUCGCUCAACGUGUGUCUAAGUUUAAAUGAAAAAAAAAAUUCAUUCAAAUUAGAAAAAAAAAAAUGAAAUAAACAAAAAAUCAAUUGUAUUAACUGUAAAACUAACAAAAAACUACAUCGCUGGUAUUCGAUAGGCGGAUCACACCAAAACACAAAUUGUGCGCAAUCAUUUGGCUAUUUAUUUGAAAUUAGAACAAUUAUACCGGAAAAUAAAAUUUUAUUGGCAUACCAGGGCCAUGUUUUGUUGUCUAACCAAUUCUUUUCAUUUUGUGUUCUUUUUUUUCGAAACUUGUAUCAGGAAUGAACAUUCUAUAUAUAAGCUAAACAUGUGUAUGAAAUAUAAGUUGAUUGAAUGAGUUUCUAGGAACGAAACAUACCAAAAA